GAAGACGCUCCGAUAACCCGUGCGUUUCGUAAGGCUCGGAGCACUUGUACAUUUCUGCAGGCGCGUAGCGAGCCAUUCGCGGCUGCUGCUGCAGCUCCGACUGCAUCUUCCUUCUUCUCCUUCCUCCAGCUCCGCGCGUGUGUAUUCUCGGAGUCGGAGAGCGCGCCUCGUUUCCAGAGCUCCUGGACCCCGCAAGCCGGCGAGCGCCGAGCCGGCCACCAUGCCCCGCAGACCGCGCCACUAGGCGCUCCCCGCGGCUCCCACCCGGCGGCGGCGGCGGUGGCCGCGAUGGUUUCCGACGCUGAAGGAUUUUGCAUCUGAUCGUUCGGCGUUUCAAAGGCAGAGGCCCCCUCCCCCUUCCCCCCUCCCUCGCUGUCUUUGUUUCCUUCCCCCCCUGCUCUCCCCACUCCCCCCACCCCACCCCCCUCUCCUCUCCUCCUCCUCCUCUUUUUUAGAAGCAGCGAUCGGAGAUGGAUGUCUCUCUUUGCCCAGCCAAGUGUAGUUUCUGGCGGAUUUUCUUGCUGGGAAGCGUCUGGCUGGACUAUGUGGGCUCCGUGCUGGCUUGCCCUGCAAAUUGUGUCUGCAGCAAGACUGAGAUCAAUUGCCGGCGGCCGGACGAUGGGAACCUCUUUCCCCUCCUGGAAGGGCAGGAUUCAGGGAACAGCAAUGGGAACGCCAGCAUCAACAUCACGGACAUCUCAAGGAAUAUCACUUCCAUACACAUAGAGAACUGGCGGGGCCUGCACACACUCAAUGCUGUGGAUAUGGAGCUCUACACGGGACUCCAGAAGCUGACCAUCAAGAAUUCUGGACUCCGGAAUAUUCAGCCCAGAGCCUUUGCUAAGAAUCCCCACUUGCGUUAUAUAAACUUGUCAAGUAACCGGCUCACCACACUCUCCUGGCAGCUCUUCCAGACGCUGAGUCUUCGGGAAUUGAGACUGGAGCAGAACUUCUUCAACUGCAGCUGUGACAUCCGCUGGAUGCAGCUGUGGCAGGAACAGGGGGAGGCACGGCUGGACAGCCAGAGCCUCUACUGCAUCAGUGCUGAUGGCUCCCAACUCCCCCUCUUCCGCAUGAACAUCAGUCAGUGUGAUCUCCCUGAGAUCAGUGUGAGUCACGUGAACCUGACUGUCCGAGAAGGAGACAAUGCUGUAAUCACUUGUAAUGGCUCUGGCUCUCCUUUGCCUGAUGUGGACUGGAUAGUCACCGGACUGCAGUCCAUCAAUACUCAUCAGACCAAUCUGAACUGGACCAAUGUACAUGCCAUCAACUUGACCCUGGUGAAUGUGACGAGCGAAGACAAUGGUUUCACCCUGACGUGCAUUGCAGAGAACGUGGUGGGCAUGAGCAAUGCCAGCGUUGCUCUCACUGUCUACUACCCUCCACGUGUGGUGAGCUUGGUGGAGCCUGAGGUACGCCUGGAACAUUGCAUUGAGUUUGUGGUGCGUGGCAACCCGACACCCACGCUGCAUUGGCUGUACAAUGGACAGCCACUGAGGGAAUCCAAGAUCAUUCAUAUGGACUACUACCAGGAGGGUGAAGUCUCAGAGGGCUGCCUGCUCUUCAACAAGCCCACCCACUACAACAAUGGCAACUACACCCUCAUUGCUAAGAAUGCCCUGGGCACAGCCAACCAGACCAUCAACGGCCACUUCCUUAAGGAGCCCUUUCCAGAGAGCACAGAUUUCUUUGACUUUGAGUCUGAUGCGAGCCCUACACCUCCUAUCACUGUGACCCACAAACCAGAGGAAGACACUUUUGGGGUGUCCAUAGCAGUUGGACUUGCUGCUUUUGCCUGCGUCCUUCUGGUGGUCCUCUUUAUCAUGAUCAACAAGUACGGUCGACGGUCCAAAUUUGGAAUGAAGGGUCCUGUGGCUGUUAUCAGUGGGGAGGAGGACUCAGCCAGCCCACUGCACCAUAUCAACCAUGGCAUCACUACACCUUCAUCGCUGGAUGCUGGGCCGGAUACAGUGGUCAUUGGCAUGACUCGAAUUCCAGUCAUUGAGAACCCCCAAUAUUUCCGUCAGGGACACAAUUGCCACAAGCCAGACACAUAUGUUCAACACAUCAAGAGGAGAGACAUCGUGUUGAAGAGAGAACUGGGUGAGGGAGCCUUUGGAAAGGUCUUCCUGGCUGAGUGCUACAAUCUAAGCCCCACCAAAGACAAGAUGCUUGUGGCAGUGAAGGCCCUGAAGGAUCCCACCUUGGCUGCCAGGAAGGAUUUCCAGAGGGAGGCCGAGCUGCUCACUAACCUGCAGCAUGAGCAUAUUGUCAAAUUCUAUGGGGUCUGUGGUGAUGGGGAUCCACUCAUCAUGGUCUUUGAAUACAUGAAGCAUGGAGACCUGAACAAGUUCCUCAGGGCCCAUGGGCCAGAUGCGAUGAUCCUUGUGGAUGGACAGCCACGCCAGGCCAAGGGGGAGCUAGGACUCUCCCAGAUGCUCCACAUCGCCAGUCAGAUAGCCUCCGGCAUGGUGUACUUGGCCUCCCAGCACUUUGUGCACCGGGACCUGGCCACCAGGAACUGCCUAGUUGGAGCCAACCUUCUAGUGAAGAUUGGAGAUUUUGGCAUGUCCAGGGACGUCUACAGUACUGAUUACUACAGGGAAGGGCCAUACCAGAAGGGCCCAUUCAGCGUGUCGUGGCAGCAACAGAGGCUAGCAGCAUCAGCAGCUUCCACAGUGGGAGGACACACCAUGCUCCCCAUCCGCUGGAUGCCACCUGAAAGCAUCAUGUACCGGAAGUUUACCACAGAGAGUGAUGUGUGGAGCUUUGGGGUUAUUCUUUGGGAGAUCUUUACCUAUGGGAAGCAACCAUGGUUCCAGCUCUCUAACACAGAGGUCAUUGAAUGCAUCACCCAAGGCCGUGUCUUGGAGAGACCCCGAGUCUGCCCAAAAGAAGUAUAUGAUGUCAUGCUGGGGUGCUGGCAGAGGGAACCACAACAGCGACUGAAUAUUAAGGAGAUCUACAAAAUCCUCCAUGCUUUGGGGAAGGCCACCCCAAUCUACCUGGACAUUCUUGGCUAGUGGUGACUGGUGGCCAAGCGUUUAUACUCUGUUGCCUCCUCUCUCCCUGCCUCAUCUCCUCUUUUUCCUCACCUCAACUCCUUUCGUCCAUCUUUGACCGAAACGAACAUCUUCAUAUAAACUCAAGUGCCUGCUACACAUACAACACUGAAUUUAAACAAAACAAAACAAAACAAAAAAAACAAAAGAAAGAAACCCUGUAAGGCAGUUCGACAUAUAUAUUUAUAUAUAUAUAUAUAUAUAACUAUCUAUCUAUCUAUAUCUACAGAGAAUUACCUUCUCUAAUACAGAGAAGCUGCUGAUACAGAAAACCGUAAGACAUUAAUAACUGAGAAAAAAUUAAAUAUUAUUAUUAUUAUUAUUAACACAACUGAAAUUCCCUUGACUUAAGCUGUGGCCCAUGUUUUUUUUUAGGUCUGGCUUUUCGGAGAUCUUGUCUUGACCCAGCAGAGAGAGAAAGGCUAGGAGGAGGCAGGUUGGCGCACGAUCUUCAGUGCGCAAGCGUGAUCCAUUGACAUGUCUGGCAAGGAAACAAUUCCAGAGUCCAGGCCCUUCAGAAACAUCUCUGGUCUGCCUUUACCUUUGCCUCCUCUCUCUUCCCCUUUUCCCCCUCUUCGGGACAAUUUUCUAAUUUGUCCAUUCUAUAAAGCAUAUCGGCCUGAUGCUUUUGGAAAUCAAUGAUGACACCUACGGGUAAAUACUGAACAAAUACCAACACCAGACCACACAAAGCCAUCCAUGGUCGGGUAACCACCAAACAAGAAAGGGCAGGGGACUCUAGGGAGAGCUAGCCCCACCCUUCCGCUCAAGAUCCUUACUAGGUUUGAAUGGUUUCAUCCUCUGACCUUGAAGACCUGGAUUUGGUAGAUUAAAGAACAGAGGAAGUAAGUACAGCUGACUGACGUCUGAAUUCUAUCAAGGCACUGCCACUCAUCUUUCUAUCACUGGGAGGACUCUUGGCCUGUCCUUUUGUUUGCAGGCCCCUCGGGAGCUUGGAGGUCUAGUAUCCACAUUCUCUGCUGUCGUCCACUAAUGUGGACGCAGCAGGCUUCAGGGCUCUAGUAGCAAGAGACUUAGUUCCUCGUAGGUCCUAAUUAGGCAUCCCCUUGGGUUGUAUUUCUUAUCUUGCUUCCCCCACAUCCGGAGGUUCUAUCAAGUCCUGGGUAAACCUCACUGCCAGGGAAGGAAUCCAGGUGAGAGCCCGAGGCAUGUGUGUUUCAAGGAGCCAGGCCCUGGCAUUGGCAAAAGCCAGCAGCGAAGAAUCUACUUGGCACCUGUGCUGAGAGCCCUUGACAUUCCCCUCACGUUUUCAGCCCUUGGAAGGAUUGAUGCAUCUGCCUUUGAGCUGUUGUGAAAAGGCAGAGACUGAGAAAUCGCUUUGUGGGCUGGGUGUCGGGGGAGGGGCUGCAGCUUCUCUGGAAGAUGUCCAAUGAGUGGCCUGUGCCGCAGACUUGGCAUCUUAAUGAGGACCAAGCUCUGACCAUGAGUGAGAAUGGAAGCAACUGGGCUGGGGCCGGUCCCCUCGUUUGGUCCCAGCACCAGGGGAAUCACUGCCUUCCCCACUGUGCGCCGGAGGACUGCAAAAGUGAGCUCUCUGGACAGCUCCCCUACACAACAAUGAAUCGCCCCAGGGAGCUAAGAGCCUGGCUGCACAGACCGGUCUGCUGGGGUAGAGGAGAAGCACUCUCCCUAGGUUACCUGUCUCUCCACCUCAUCCCAAGCACAGAGCUACCUAACUGACUGACAUUUUCUUAUCUGAAGCUCCCAGGAGCCACCGACUACCCUUCUCCUUGGCAGCUGCGGGAAGUCUACAGCCUGGAUCCCCUGGCCAGUGAAAGCAGCUGACGUAUGGGCCACUCUGUGGCGGGUUUCGAACUGGAUUAUGUGGUUGUGGUUUUGCUUUAUUUUUUUAAAGACCAACACAUGUUUUUAUUCAAAUAGAAAAAGAGCUGUGCUCAGAUUGUAGCCAUGGUUGGGAUUCAGGGAUCAGCAGGCUGCUCAGCUGGACUGGGGAGGGAGCUGGGUUAACUGAGAUUUCAGAGUGGAACUUCUUACUGUACUAGAGACCUAGCCCCUGAGGACAUUAGGGGAAAGCUCUUUGGAUUGACCCCUUCAAAAGAACCCUUUGCUAUCCUAAGGUAACUACACCUCUUUCCCUUGAAUUGGUCCACUACCUGAGGCUUUUGGUCUCUGACAGAGAUGUGAAUGCUGGAUGGAAGUUUCCAUUCAGGUUUUAAUCUGGAAAUCUGGAUAACUAGAGGGGAGGCAUUCAGGCAGGGAAUGACUAGAGGGGCCUGCGGGGGGAACAUGUUUUCCAGUUAGAAGUGAUGUUGCAAGAUCUAUCCUUUCCCAAAACAAUCUCUUAAGGCUUUAUGUUCUUGAAAGGAGUGGAGAACAGAAGGCAUUCAUUGACCUGAUGGAACAGUUAGGAGAAACAACAAGACUGAACUUGCUCACGUGUGUCCUUUGUUAGUUCCAUGCACGUCCACAUUGGCAUCAGGGUCACCGCCUCUCUGUGUCCUCCAUUGUUGCUGCCUGUGUAAUAGUAGGAGAGAGAAAGCAGUGGAGUUAGGAGGGUUGCAGAAUGUACCCAACCUUCUUAUCAUCCUGGCAUCCACUUUGUGUAGAGUGAAUUUUUACAUGUGAACCUUAGAAGGUGGAGAAAGGGUUUGAGGUGGUAAGGAAAUGCAGAACAGGCUUUGGAUAGUGAAGUGCAUUCUAGUGCUCUGGGGGUGUGCAGGCAUGUCUUAGUCCUUGCCAUUCUCUUCACCGUGUCAUGCUUUCCUUAUGUGCAAAAUAAGGGGUGCCCUUGUUGUGCCCUCAUCCUACUCUAGCUCCAAAUUCUUAGCUUCCCUCAGCCCCGAGUCACCCUAUCAUGUUUUUCUGAGCAUCACUCUGGAAUACUAGAAAAUCCUCCUUUGCCUCAGAAAGAGCAGAAAGAGGUUGUCUCUGAGAACAUACUGUACUUAGGUUGGGAGUGGUUCCAGUAAGUCACUCUGAUCCUCUUCUUUACCUUUGUCACAGCAUGUGAAGAGUCUAAAGUGUCUGAAGACUACUUUAGGCCAGGGUAGGGGAACAUUUUGUCUCAUUCACUACCCCAGCUUUCUUUUAGACCAGAAAAUUGUUAUUGGUGGUUUAUUUAUUUACUUAUUUAUUUAUUUAUUUUUAAAGAAUCUAAUGUGGUCCAGCGAGUCUAGAAUUAACAUCCCAUUAGCCCAUGGAGGCACUGCCAACUGCUCCAUCCUGCUUUCUACAUAAAUAUACACAUCUAUACCUUCAAAGAGCAUGCCACAUUAACUUAGUACUUAGCUUGAAGACAAGACCACUAUGAAUGCUCCUGAAUGUUCCAGAGACCCCAUGUUUAACUCUGUGCCCUGUUACUGUCACCUGGGUCCAUCCUGAACUGACAAAGAGUGACUUGGAUGUCCAUUGUAGAAGAGAGUGUCAUGGACAAGGGUCCUUUUCAUUAUUUGCUUUGAAUAUGAACUUGACAGUCCUUUCUGAUUACAUCUCUGAACUGUGAGUGGUUGUCAAGUUAACUAAGCUUUCUCUAGUCAACAUACAAAGGAGUUUGGGCUUCUUCCACUCAGCAGAUCAUGCACAAGUUAUUCCCAGAGAACACUUUUUUAUUGGAGAUGAAGAUCUUCCAUUUUUCUGGGAUUUAAUUGAACAGUGCCGUUCAUCUCUGCAGACACACUAGUGCAGUACUUCUGGUGCUAAAUCCUACAGAAGCCAAUACCCACAGAAGAGCUUCAAUACAGAGAGUGAGCUAACUGUGCUAGAAAAGCACUGCAUACAUCAGAAAGGCCACUAAGAACCCUGCCUUAGUGCUUGGGUAUUCAUGGGAUUUAGGCAAAAUCAGCAUCUCUUAGAUUAUCAGUUUUCCCAUCCAAGAUAUACAGUGUUGGAAGAGGUGCAUCCCUAGGGUCAAUUUCAGUUUGAAAGGCUAAAUCUGAGUCCCAUCUACUUCUUCAUUCUAAGCUUGUUUGCUAGAAGUGAGAGAUGAAAUGAAAAAGUAGGGAGGGAAAGGAAGAAAAGUUGCUGUUGACAAAAACUAAGCAUAAUUAGUGCCCGGUGUGUUUGAGGGACCCUGGUGCAGGAUCCUGGUACACAAGGAAAAUUGAUAUUUGUAUUUUUCAAGAGAAAUCACCCCCUUCUCUUCUAGCCAUCUUCCCCACUUCACAUGUCCACACUGGCAGAAACUGGUCUGCCAUAGGGAGAUAGUCCCACCCACCUCCCAUGCAAGGUAAAUAGUAAUGUGAACUCUGGGUCGGAAAACAAGAGAAUGUGUAUAUGUCCUUGCUUUUCCUGAGUUCUUUUAGUUCAACAAUAGACGAGUGGCAUAUUUGCUUCCUUUUUCUGAACCAGACAGCAACAGUAUAAUCUUUACACUCUCCUGAGAUUUUUGAUCUUUGCAAUACUUGGCUUAGUAUGGAGCAUAGAAUAUUUGUGGAUGAUCAGUCAAUGAACCCACAUGUCAGCAGUCCUGUGAGUUACCACCAAGUAUCUCUGUAGUGUGAAGUAUGUACUUUGGUUGGGCAGCAGCUUGUUAAAAUGCACAAGGUGUUUACCUCAGAACAACAGCAAUAACAGAAGGUCAGCUUGAGCUCAGAUCCUGUGAUCUGUAGUCCCUCACUAUGAUUUUAAUUUUUAUUUAAGACUCACCCUAUUUUUUUUUACCAAAUAAAUUGUUUCAGCCAAUACUAAAUAGAGCUGGGAGGGUUAACUCCAAGUUUGGGCAUCAUUAUUAAAACAUCUGUAUGGGCUUUAGUACCAAUUUGGGGAUUGCUUGAAUCACCAGAAAAAAACAUUCUUUUCAGCUAGUCAUAUGCAUAUCCUGUACUUUCUUUAUCCAUUGGAUGGGCCAUAGUGCCAAAGAAGUUUCCCUGGAGUCAGCAAGUCAGCUGUGGUUUGGGAAACUUUUGGUACUUUAUCUUUCUCCUGGAUGAGAACUGUAGAAGUAGACUGGCCUCAGAGACAUUGAGAAAGAUCCCAAGUGGUUAUUUCAUAAAGUGUGAUAAUCUGCUUCUCUCUACAUUAAAUUAUAUUGACAAUAGUAUCUGAGCUUCUCAAUAUCAUCAUUCCUGGUAUUUGAUAACACUUUAUGCAGAAACCCAUCCUACUUACAUUUUGUUUGGAAUUUGGUAUUGAAGUUACCAGCACUGCAGAUGAAUCCUCUCCCAGGAGCGUCAGAAUCUGAGAGGAUACUAAUUGACUACCACUCUCUCUGAUAGGUACUGGUGAUGGUGGUGGACAUGGUGGCUAUUUAUGUGAAUACACUGGGUAUUAGGCAUCUUGCUCUGCACCUGGGCUGUCCUACUCAGGGCCUUGUGUCUUGGCUUCUAACAAGGCUUCUGUCUGUCUGUUACAUUCUCUCUAAGCACUCUGUGUGUACGUGUGUGCAACAAGUUUCUCAUGUACAAACAGGUACCUUUCUGUGAGAUCUGCAGAAAUGUGGGCUCCACCCAAAAGAACUUUGAAUACUUUUUCUUUUGUUUUAUUUUCUUGCUAGUAAUAUUAAAUUAUAUAACAUCAUGGGUUUCAUUAUGAUGUUUUUAAGUAUGUGUAGUACUUGGACUUCCUCUCCGAGUCAUAAAAUUCACAUUGCCCUUCCUGUGGGCAGCUAGGAUUCAAUUUUAAAACAAAGCCCGAUUUGGUAUUUGCCAUAAGAAUGGUGUCUUAAACCAGUAAGCGAAGUUUCCUUUUUAAGAGGUAAGAGAGUAAAUUCUAUUAACUUUGUCCCAUAUUCAUCCAGACAUACACUGGAGCACCAAAGUCUGAGCUCAGCUCUUUCACUAGAUUUAUAGGCUAUAAAGUAGAAGUUUCUAAUAGAUGGUGGAUUGAGAUAACACAGAAGACAAGGAUCCUUCUGAGCUCCUCCUUCUGAGAAGCUUCCAGGCAUUUAGGUAUUGCUUUCAUUUAGUAUCUCUGAGAUGAGUCAGUCUCUUCUCAUUUUAAGGCUGUGAGGAAUUUAGAAUUCUUUUCUCCAGGGAUGAAGGUAGUAGCAUGAAAGCAUAGCUACGCUCGCUGUGUAGUCUAGCACCCUUUGGAUACAGCACUCCUCAAAGGACUGAAAAAAAUCACAUGCUCAAAUCCAAGUCUGGUAUUUAUUAUUUCAUUUAAGGAGCAUUUAUGAGAGUGAUACUUUAAAAAGAAAUGUGAGUUGAUGUUCUCUGAAGUAGUAAGGCCUGCUCAAUUCCUCCCCAUGGGGAUUAGUCCCCCACCCAUCUCUGUUUAAAAGCUGCCUGACUCUUACCUGCUACCCUUGAAUCUACUUCUGGAGAGGAAGAGUAAGCCUGGUCCAAAUACCUGUGAAUUCUGCUACCUGAAAGAGAGGAGUACAUUUCAGUAAAGAUUUUCUUCUCUCUGAUUUUUCAUUUCCCCCUUUUCCUUGGCUCACAUUCUUUGGCUUCCAAAGGACCGAAGAUCUGGCUUCUUAAAGUCUGUGAAAGUCUUAAUACAAGGUGAAUCCCAGGACCACAAACAGUUUGGACUUCAAACAGUGAGAAAAUUGGUGCUGAAUGAUUCGGCACACAAAGCAGAAAACUUUCAUUUCCUGCAGGCAGGAGGAAUUGACUGUUAUAUUAAGACUUCUGAAGGAUCCCUGCCCUGGAGUAAUUUCAGUGCUGUCAGACAAUGUUGACAUCUAGAUUAACCUCUGUGCACUAAAUUUGACUGCACAGCUCAUUGAGAUGCAUGUGGCAUGUCCCUGUAAAUCCCAUCUGAAACCCUUGAUGGCCCACCCACAGCAACUCCCUCUCCUGUCUCCACCUACCGAUCUCACGGUCCAUGAACUUUUAGCCUACUUGAGCAAAGGCACUGUGGCUGGGAUCUGACACCCAGAAUGGGAGUGUUGACCUUUCUGUGAGCAUGAUAGAGUCUUGCUGCUUGGUCAGAGUGACAAUGUUUGUCAUUGUAUUGCCACCCCUGCCCCUGAGGAGGAGACUGCAAAUCAAGGCAUGAAAGCCACUCUACUGAUGACAACUAGUUUUAUAGCAGAUCUCAAAGUGAAAUGCUCUUCAGAGGAGCUAAGAUUCAGCAUAGGUCCAUGCCUCUAGUCUUCCAGGGUUUCAAGAGUACCACAGAUGCAACAAGGUCAUGACUGCAAAUGAGGUGGGUGGAGUCUGAUGGCUAGAAGGAAUUCUUCUCUAUGCAAGUGCUUUCUUUAGUCCUUUAAAGAAAUGCAUGCCCCACUGACUUCCACUUCUUCUGACUGGAAUAAAGAAUACAGCAAUCCUCUAAGCUGAAUGUCCUCAACCUUCCGAAUACUUUGACACUUUAAUAUAGUUCCUUAUGUUGUGUUAACCCCAACCAUAAAUUGUUUCAUUGCUACUUCAUAACUCAUUUUGCUACUGUUAUAAACCAUACUAUAAAUAUCUCAUAUGCAGGAUGGUCUUAUGUGACCCCUGAAAAAGGUCAUUCAAUCCUCAAGGGGGUGCCAGCCCACAGGCUGAGAACCACUACUCUAAGCACUAGUUUAUCAACUUUCUUUGUAGGAAGAGAUGCCAUACUGAGAUCUAUCUUAUAGGCAGAUGAAACCUUUCAGACAGGAUGGCAAGCAUCAAAAAAAAGCACACACGUUCAUCUCAUGCAUCAAAAGGGACUUCCAGCUUGGCUCUAGCCACCUCUAGACUCUUAAAAGCUACUCAUCGCAAUCCCAGACAUUAAAAAAAUACAUACCUCGGAUUUUAGAAUGAUCUGCCCACGUCUGAAGAACAAAUUUCUCUGCAUAGUUCUUGAACCUGAUUCUCUUUCAGACUACUUUUCCAUCUUGGCUUGUUUGGUGUAAGAGGUAGGAAUCUCUUUGUGUAUUCUUAGAUAUUUCUUUAGGAGGAUUGAAAGUUUUUAGUCAAGGACAUUGUGUUUAUUGACUGAGGAAAAUAGAUUUCUGGGCUGAGUAAUGCAGCAGUUACACAGGGGCAAUCUUGAUAACUUUAUUUAAAAGCAAUUAUCAGAGUUGUAGUCUUUCUAGAUCCUCAUGCUGAUAUAGAAGAAGUCAUAUUUGUCCUUUGGUUAUUUAUGAUAUUCAUUUUUGCAUAUAGGUAAUCACACGCAUGCAAAUUCCUGGGUAAUUCUAUUACCUAUAGACCACAGUGACCCAUUUGUGCUGCUUUCAUUGAUCAAGGCAUGUCUGUGCAAAUUAGUGCCCUACACAUGUGCUUUCCUCACUGUGUCUCAUUAUUAUUUGUAUUAGCAGCACAAAGCCUAUGACUUUAUCCACUGUAAGUUAUUUACAAAGUUGAGGCUUCUAUGAUGGAGGGAAAAAAAACCCAUGUUUCUCACAAUUUUUUAUAUAUUAAGGUAGGACUCCUCCCUAUCUUUCUUCAAGAUACAAAACCAGACUGAGCCCUGUUUCUCCUUUUUUGUAAAUAAUUUUUCUGGGGGAAAAAGGGUAGCAGAUUCAUCACAAAUAAUAUAUUUGAAAAUAAAUGUGAACUUGUGUAAGGAUAUUAUUGACCCAACCAUGGAUAUAAAAUUCCAGUGUUCUAAUUGAACUGUGAUGCGAAGUCCUUGGGACACAAGACUAGAGGUGGGCUGGAAGCUAGGAGGCUGGGGUACAGGGCACUUGACUGGAUAACUGAAAGUCAUCAACACUUAGCUGAAAGCAGGCAAGCAAGCUGCAGGUUGUGCUCUUUUUCAAACAGCAGUGAUGGAAAAGCCACUCAGUCCUAAUCCAUUGCUCAAGUUAGUUACUGACAAAGUAUAUCAUAGCAGGUAUUCCCUGAGUACACAUUUGCAGAAUUCCUACUACAAAGGGCCAGGGCUGUUUUUACAGUAUGUUCAGUUUCUCACUUCCAACUCCCUCUGAACUCCAAAUCCUAUGUGCCCCCAGCUCUCUACCCAACCUUUGCUAGGCCAGGCUCUAUUCUGUAAAAAAAAGAGAGAUUAAAGUCUGGGUGACUCCUCUUUUUAGGCUGAGCAUGUUGUGAUUUAGACUGGGUUUCUGCAGAAAGAAAUAAACUGCUCUCCCAGCCACCCAUCAGUCUCUUUCCAGCUCCCUGGACCAAAUGAUUAGCGCCUCAUUAGCAACCCAUCAGUUUACUUUUGCACAGGAGACUCUGGUACAACAGGCCUAUUAUAAGGCCCCCUGCUUGUCUUUUGAAAUUGUCUCAUCCUUCUGGCUUAGUUAUGAAAGGCAAGCCUUCCUUCAAACAUGUUUUCCUUCCCAUUUCUUCCUUGUUUCCUGGCUUCUGAAUAUCCUGGUAAAUGACAAAGUACAGUUUUGCCUUUUUUCCCCCUAGUCUACUGUAAACAGGGGCAUGUCUCUUCAUGGUCUCAGAGAUCUCUGUGUUAUCAAAGGUUUACCCACUUCUGGGACAGUUAAAAGAGUAAGUCAGAGAGUUGGUGAAAGUGGUCUUUAUUGUAGUGGUACUAGAAAGGUUUGCCUCUUACAAAAUAGACUUAAUGAUCAUGCCAUGGAAUGGUGAUGGAGAAGGGGUUAACUGGGGAGCCAGGAGGUCAAACCUCCUAUUCCACAAAUCAUUUCAUAUCAGCAGAUGCUUUGGCUAUGCCAGCAAUGGUACUUACAGACGCAAAUAGCCACAUACACUGGACAAAUUAAACCUUUCAAAACUAACACUGCCACUUAUUAAAACAAAAACAAAAACAAAAGACCAAACAAAUGAGCAAUGCUCAGAGACUAGGAGCACUGGCUGCAAUUCCAGAUGACCUGGGUUUGAUUCCCAGAACUCACAAUUAAGCUCACUACCAUUUGUAAUUCUAGUUCCAGGAGAUCUGACACCCUCUUCUCACCUUCACAGUCAUCAGGCAUGGAAGUGGUACACAGAUAAACAGACACAAACAAAACUCUCACCACAUUAAAAAUGUCAUUUCUCCCUUGUAUCUCUUAAGACAGUAUAAAAGUGGGGCUUUUGGGGGAUUGCUUUGUUUCCCAAAGUGUUUUUGUUUGUUUGUUUGUAUUUCCUUAGGAAAUAGUUGAUGGGUUACUUUAAUGGCUAUCUUUGAGGACAUGGCAAGAGAGGUGGAAACUGGGUGAGCAGUGGAGCUACAAGUAGCUGUCUUGUGAGCUUUUAUUUUUUUCUAAUCAGCCUCUUUCUCUGUAAACACUCUGUUAAGGGCCUCCUGCUUUUCACAGGGGAUUAACAUGAAUGAUAGAGUCAGCCCUUGGUGGUGAUCCCAAGUCCCUGUGAAGGGAAAAGCCUACUCCUUGGGUAGUGAGUGCUGCUCAUGGUAUUGGAAAUUUUGACUUGUGUUGUGUUUGAGGUACACUUUCCUUUUCCCCUCCCAUGUCUGGUUUCUAGAGUUAGUCAUUAACAUUUUCCUACUUUAAAUAACCACUGCAUAUACUGUAAUGGAAAAUACCUUGUAUUCGUACCAGGAGAAAGGGAUUAUUUUUCCCACUUAGAAGGGAUGAAUGGUAAAUUUCAUUUUCUGGCAUGGAAUGCUGAACAUCUUGAAGCCAAAUAGCAUCUCUUCUGCUUCAACUGUUCACCACUAAUUGCUACUUUGAAGAUGGUCUGUAGAUUUUAGAAUAAUGCCUGGCAAAGUAAGACUGCCUGAUAGGUCCCUUUUAAAUGAGUGGUAAAACUGAUCUUGCAGGGAAUUAGCAGUGGAAGUGCUGAUGAUCAUGAAGCUUUCUAGGGACUGUGGUCCACACCAGAAGAAGACAGGGAUAAUCCAAAAAUGGAGAAAACUCUCCUUGUCCAGACCAAUUGUCAGGCCUCAUUUUCAAUGGCCCCAGAGCACAACAGAGUUGGUUCCAGAGGAACUCCUGCUGAGGAACGUGUCUGGCUGAAAAUGAAACCAUAGACAGUAAAUCCAGAGGCAAGAUUGCCAAGGUUACAGCAGUGAAGUCAUUUACAGUCCCUAAAAAUGUCCCAGGUGUUUAUGAUGCCAAGUACUGUUUUAGGUUCUUUGCCAUGAAAGCUACUUGGAAAGUGAAAUCUUUCAAAUGUUAUUUCCCUUCAAUUUCCAAGUAGCCAUCAGGUGUGAUAUGUCGGACAAAAUGUUGUCUGUGUGCUCUAACAGGAUUUUGACCACUCUUGAGAGAACCGGAAUAAAGCCAAGUACUGAGAAUCCCGAGAAACUCAUAAAUGUUUCAGUCAAGUUCAGAAGAUCACAGCUUCUUUUUUCUUUUGACCUUGGGCUCAGUGUUUGUUUUUCUGAUACGGGAAAACAGCACCUGUGUUCUAGGCCUCUGAGUGACUUUUCCCCUGCAGUUGUCUGCCAGGAAGAAAGCAGUCCAGCUUCUUUGCAAUGAGAAUCCAAAUUGGGAUAUGCUUGUAAAUUGUGGUGUGAAGUUGCAGAAGGCAAGCUGGCUCAGGGUGAUGUCUCCUAAUUCUCUCUGAUAAUCUUUAGGACAUGAGCUCAUCCAAACAUUUCUAAGGCUUGGAACAAGCAGCUUCACAGUGUGACUUCCUAUAGACAGGACUGAUAAAUUAAGGAUCUCAGAGGUAUUAUUUGGGGAGGAAAUUGCGGACUAUGGAAAGUUUGAACUGACUUGCUAACAGGAACAGUAAGAACUUACUUUCAUGCUUGUUUUCAUCCCCUUCUCUGAAAGUUUAUUGGGAGACCAUUGGAAUAUUUUGUUUCAAGGCUUGCUAAGAUUGAUUAUAGUUCAUUUCUAAAAAGCAAACAUUCUCUGGAGCCUAUUGGGGUUGAAGGUAACCUGAAUGGUCCAUGUUAUUUUUCUGAGACUGGUAUCACAGUAACUGAAGUCUUCCUGAUUAUAUGUUUGGACCCUGGUAGGUUGACACAAGAGAUUUGUCAAAUUAAAAAUAAAAGAAAGCAAGUUGGGGCAAGAAAAUUCUGACUCACUGAGAAGGAAAAAACAUCAGUGCUAUUUUGACAGCAGACGGCCCUGCACUAUUCAGCAAAGAAAUACAAAAUGCAUUCUAUUUUCAAGAUGAGUUUUAUUUUGUGAUGUGCGUGCGUGUGCGUGCGUGUGUGUGUGUGUGUGUGUGUGUGUGUGUGUGUGCAUGCUCAUGCAUGUAUGUGUAUGUGCACGCAUCCGUGCAUGUGCACACAUGUACUGGCAUGUGGCUCUGGAAGUGGAAAGCUAUUGUUUAAACAUUUGGACUUUCUCUCAAGCACAGUAAAAGCUCUGCUUAGUUUCUUAGGCUAUGGCAAUAAAAUUAGGGUUACAAAGGAAAUAAAAGCCCAUGUUUCAGAAAAAGGUGAAAUAAUCCCCAAAUAUUUCCUUCUGAAAUCUUCAGUCAUAAGAAACCAAAUCAGCCUCAUAUGUGGUAUUGAUACCAGUGCAAAAAAAGUUUGCACAACACCUGGAGACCCUAGUGUUCUACCUGUCUGUGGGCCUCAUUUCUGAAGGAAUGGAAUCUUUAAUUCAUGCUAGGAACUUGGCCAACGGGGCUGAAUAAUGAGGCAGCUUAGACAGUUUAGAGUAAGCUACCCCAUGUAGAUUUUUGGCAAUGCCUUAAUUCUUUCUCACAGGUACUAAGGUUGCUUCAGAGCUAUUUUUUUUUUUUUUUGCUUCAAAUGAUAUUUAAAGAAAAGAAAUUUGGAAUACAGUUUGAGACAUUUCAGCUAAUGUCAGUCUCUGUAAAAGAAGAUUUAGUUUCACAGGUAGUUUUUGGCUUUGCCCAUCCCAGAAGUGUAGUCUACUAUGACUAAGUUAGCUGUUUUCAGCACCAGGGACAGCAAUCACGUCCCUCAUCUGAGGUUUGCUCUUGACAUUAGAUUUCCAGAUAGGGAAGGGCAGAGUUUUCCUACCCACAGAGCCUCAACUUGGAAGGUUUUAUUUUUAAAUUGAGGUGAUUAUAUAUUUAAUUGUUCACAGUCCAAGAGUUGGUGAUGCGAAACUCAGAGAGUAGAGCCUAAGAAUGAGCUAGACAUACAUUAACAGCCAACUUUAUUCAGAGCAUCAGACAAUUUAUGUUAAGGUCACGAGCAAGGUUCACAUAAGUUUAGGCUGUAUACAGUCAUAAGGACAACCCAUGCUUGGAAACAUUGUUGAAUAACAGAAUUAAGCAGCAAUGUGCAAUCUGUAGCAAAUCUCUCAUUUAUUACACCUGGGAGGGGCAACAACCCAUGCUAUGAAGAAACAGAGGCCACAAGACUUUUACCUUAUUUCCUUUGAGUCAUCUCACAAGCUCUCAGAAUUUUUCUCACAAAGUUUCAUUCAUGAGCCAUGUUUCCACAUUCACAAAGAGCUUUUAAUUUUCCCCAAGCCUGGUGUAGCUGUUUCUGCCAUGUUUUUGACCUGCUUAAAAAUACAAACUAUCACAGCCAGACUUCUCAGCACAGAGAUGGUAAAGACAGUGGGAUAUUAGUGAGGGGAAUGCUUUGGGACAGGAACCCCUCUUUAUUAGGCACUUUUGACUUUCAAACUCCUAUAAGGAAUACUGAUCAUUGACAAUCACUUUUUUUUUAAAAGAAAUAUGCACAGUGUUCACAGUCUAUAAGGCAAUGGUUGAUGCUGUGCGUGCAGAGGCAGUAAUCCAUGGUGGUAAAGAUUAAGUUAUGAGCUUUGAGGACAAAGAAGUGCUUAAUAAUGCUGUCACCAGACAUGUCAGAAAUUUGGGGAAGAAUACUACUUUGAAUCUUGGCAUCUAGUUUUUAACCUUGAGUGACGUUCAACAGCUGUUUUCGCCUUAAAAAACCAUGAUAAGAUUGGAAAUAUCUUCUCUUGGUUUUCCCCAGGCCAGUCCAAAAUGGACACUGGAGAAGUUAGAGCAAUGGAAGCACAUGUUGUCACCAUGCUUGUGAUCAUCCAGUUUUCCUAUAGCACAAAAAUUCAUAGGUAUCACCUCAGAGGCAGUUCAGUCUUCUCUUAUUUACUUGGAACCCUAUUUGGGGCCCUCUCUAAGAUGAUAACUGACUAGCAGCUGUUUUCUCCUCUUCCUCCACCCCCUCCCUCUCCCUCUUCACAGAUGUUACACAAACUCCAUUUUGACUGCCUCUGAAUUAUCUGAGUCCUGAUUAAUCUACCAUUCUUUCCAGCCCCAGUUUCUUCUUUCUGUCCCUUACACACCCUUCUUUCUCCCUCAUUAUUACUUAUAACAAUCCAUAGCAUUUAAUGAUAAAAGAUCAGGUGGCAUUCUUUUUAAGGAUGGAGAAGUAGUAGAGGCAGGCUAGAGUGAAGCUUCAGAGGAACAAGUUCAACAGAACUCAUCUUGGGAUGGGUCUGAGUAGGAACACCUUGCUAUCUUUCCCUGGUCUUCUUAAAUGGGCUUACUCAUGCUUAUCCUUGUCAUACAAAGGAGACCAUAGCAUGCAUUUCUCUGGGUGGCUUUCAUGAAGACAGAGUGGGCAGGUCAAAUAGCCUCUACUAGGAUCUAUCAAGACAGGAGAACUUUGUUUUCAUUGUAUAGAAAAGGUUUGCACAGAAAAGACCAUGAGCUGUAGGAGAGCUUCAUAAGAGAAUGUUUCCUCAAAACAAACACAAAAACAAAGACAAACAAACAAAGCUACAGAGUCAUCAUUCAUGGAACACAUGACUCUCUGGCAAGCAGAAUGGCGGUCUGAAAUGAGACAGAGAAUAGGCACCUGUGAUGCCUCAGGAUGAACAGACCAGAACUAAACCCCAGCAAGGUUCUUAUACUUUUUCUGGAAAAAAAAAUCUUAAAUGUCAAGGGCACAUUUAGCUCUGGCUCUUUAGAGGUGAGCUCAGUGCUACUUCUGGGUUCUUAAGGCAAGUGCCCUGUAAACACCAAAGUCUUGUAUUUUCUACUCUCAGCCAGCAUUGGCUGUCCUGAGUGGGAUGUUUUUCCCUUCCUUAAGUGAAAGGGUCUUGUUUCAGGAGAAGUGUCCUUUAAACAUCCAGCUAAAACUGGAGGUAAUUUUUUGCAUGAAUGGCUUUUUACAGCUAGGUCUAAAGCAGAACAAAACUUGUAUUAAACUAAGUGCUACUUUACAUAUCUUAUUUCAAGGGAAAUGAAGGAUUUAUUGCCGUGUAAAUGAUAUACACUGAUUUCUUUCCUACUGGACAUUACAUGUCCCUUUAUCUUCAGGCUGAUGUUGUGCAGCAAACUUUCAAUAUCUGGAAAAUCAGCUGGUACCUACUUCAGAGCACUAGCAGGACAUUUUAUUCCCAGAGAGGAAUUUUGCAAAUGAAGUUUGGGUGCUGAUGCAACUGAUUUCCUUUCCCCACUCCUAAGCUUUCUGUACUAAAUAUCUGUAAAGUGAUUAUAUCUUGUCUGACCCCAUGUGUUUGUGUAUAUUUCCCAAUGUUUGUAUAACUGUAGUGGCAAUCUGAAGGGUUAUUUUUAUUUAUGGCAACUGCUGAACAAUAAUGGAUAUGACAUAGGAGGACACAUGUGAUAUAUGUGCACAUUAGUGUUGGGGCCAAGCAAAUGUAUUUAUUGAGUUUGGGGUGAGCAUCAGUAUGGCUUGGCUUGAAGGAUAUUCCACAAUGGGCAGAGUAUUUCCAAAUUGUUGUUAAUUGUUAAAGAACUUGAAGAAGCUGAGCUGGUAUGUGCUCACCAAGAUCUUAGGUUGUUUAUGUAAAUCCCAACUGACCAAUAUUCCAUCUUUAUUUUUAACAAAACUAUUAUUUCAUGAUGCUCACUGUCUUAUUCUACAGGCUACUUGGAAGUGCUGAUCAUGCUUGCUUCCCAUGAUUGGAUUCCCAAGCUGAGGAUGUAACAGACUGUGGUGUUACAUACACCAGGGUUAACUCAUAGUAACCUCUUCUUUGAGAAGCCAUUCCUUCCGUUAUUUUCCUUUCUUAUAGGUUAAUUCCACUGUCUAUGCUAACUUUAUUUAGAUGUGUGCAAGUAUUGAAGAAUUGAUCUAAUUAAAAUGAUGACUGUGUUUGCCUUUGGAGAACAGGUUCAUAGUCUUAUGUAAAAUUCUUCCAGGAACUUAUCUUUUAUGAAAAAGAGCAAAAUCAAACUUAAAGAGAACCAAGAGUAACUUAAUAAAAUGGCAAGAUAGCCCCAGGGUAGAAAGAGGUGUUCUCAGUUGACAUGGAGUUGUAUUGGAAAGGCAAGUACCCACCCUUCUCUUCCCACCUGACUCCCUUCCUCCUCAACUACAGAAAAAAACAGAAACUUAUUUUUUUAAACUGUAUUAAUAAUUUAUGUUUAAUACAAAUGGAUGAUUUAAUGGUAUCACCAAAGGUCAUUUCUCUCAUUGUGCAUGUCCUUCACUCUCGACCCCAUAUAUUCAUCCCAUUCUUCACCCUCACUUCCAUCCCAAGGCAAAUGUGUGUCUUCAUCAAAAUCUAUGGGUGUUGGAGUUACAUGUGGGGUAGAGAUUUAACAACUUGACACUAACAAAAACCAACCAUUCUUCACUUCCAAGUGACGAUUAUUACAGGAAAGGAAAACUCUUUUCUUGGUUUUUGUUUAAAAUCAUUUAUACAUAUAUAUGUAUAUAUGUGUGUGUAUGUAUGGACAUAUGUAUGUAUAUGCACAUGUACAUGUAUAUAUGUAUAUAUCCAUCUCAAUAUAAAUAUAUCAUAUGUGAGAGUUGUAAAUACUCCUUGGUCAUGCAUCUGUCUUCUUCAUAGUAUCAUAUCUUCAAUGUUAUGUUAACGACUCCAUUUAUUGACUGAUGAGAUCAUGUGUAGACCUGUAUCCUCCUGACAUAGUUUAUGUAGGGUCUCUUCUCAAAUAAAGAAUAAAACAACGAU
Molecule: messenger RNA, 19578 nt
Organism: Rattus norvegicus (Norway rat)
Lineage: Eukaryota; Metazoa; Chordata; Mammalia; Rodentia; Muridae
Source: RefSeq, a predicted model, not a curated record